CUCCUUCUCUUCGCGCCCCCCCCCCCCCCCCAUCUGCCAGCGCGGAGUUGGCGGCGGCGGCGGCAGCCUCGGGCUUUGUCCCCGCGCCCCCCCUCCGCGCCCCCUCCCGCGGGGCCACCGCCAGCGGCCGAGCCCUGCUCCGCGCCCCCGGCCCGCGCCGCCCCGCCCGUCGCCCCCGCGCGCCCCCCUCCCGCUCGCCGCCCGCCCGCCCGCCCGGAGGCGCCGCCGGCAGCGCCGCCUCCGCCCGCGGGGCCCGGGCCGUGCCGGGGGAGGAGGGGGAGCAGCGCCGCCGCCGCCGCCGCCGCGGCCGGGCCCGUCCCCCACCGCCUCCCCCGAACACCAUAGGCGGCUCCGGCACCAAGAUGUCCAACCGGGUGCUCUGCCGGGAGGCCAGCCACGCCGGCAGCUGGUACACAGCCUCAGGACCCCAGCUGAAUGCACAACUAGAAGGUUGGCUUUCUCAAGUACAGUCCACAAAGAGACCUGCUAGAGCCAUUAUUGCACCCCAUGCAGGAUAUACCUAUUGUGGAUCUUGUGCAGCCCAUGCUUACAAACAAGUGGAUCCUAAUAUUACCCGAAAAAUUUUCAUUCUUGGGCCUUCCCAUCACGUGCCCCUUUCCCGAUGUGCACUUUCCAGUGUGGACAUUUACAGAACACCUCUGUAUGAUCUUCGAAUUGACCAAAAGAUUUAUGGAGAAUUGUGGAAGACUGGAAUGUUCGAGCGUAUGUCCCUACAGACAGAUGAAGAUGAACAUAGUAUUGAAAUGCAUUUGCCUUAUACUGCUAAAGCCAUGGAAAGCCAUAAGGAUGAGUUUACUAUUAUUCCUGUGUUGGUCGGAGCACUGAGUGAGUCAAAAGAGCAGGAAUUUGGAAAACUCUUCAGUAAAUACCUAGCUGAUCCUAGUAACCUCUUUGUGGUUUCUUCUGACUUUUGCCAUUGGGGUCAGAGGUUCCGUUACAGUUACUAUGAUGAGUCCCAAGGAGAAAUUUAUAGAUCCAUUGAGCACCUAGAUAAAAUGGGUAUGAGCAUUAUAGAGCAGCUAGAUCCUGUAUCUUUUAGCAAUUACUUGAAGAAAUACCAUAAUACAAUAUGUGGAAGACAUCCUAUUGGUGUAUUAUUAAAUGCUAUCAACGAGCUCCAGAAGAAUGGAAUGAAUAUGAGCUUUUCAUUUUUGAAUUAUGCUCAGUCAAGCCAGUGUCGAAACUGGCAGGACAGCUCAGUGAGUUAUGCAGCUGGAGCACUUAUGGUCCACUAAAGCGCUGAAUGCUCAGGGAUGGCACCUGCACACACUCUGUAUACGGGGUCCUAGCCUAGCCCUUACAAAGAUACAGUCCCUGGUCUUUGGGUAUACUGAAACCUCAAACUAAUAGAACUCUCUUCUUUUCUAGUAGGUGUAGUCCUUAGUUUCAACUCAUUUAAAAAUGCUUUCUUGUUUAGGACAAUGGAAGGAAGGCUGGUAUCGAAACAUUUUGUGAAUUUUUUUUUGGUUGUUUUGGGUUUUUUUUGGUGGGAGGGGAAGAUAAUGGCUGUGAAGGCAUGGUGGCAGACAGUCCUUACAAAUACAACAUGUAAAGCAUUUACCAUAUCCUAAAUUUGCACUCUUUGCAGACCUGUGCACAUGUACUCAGCUUUCAGAAUAGUUUUGCAAGUUGGAAACGGAAAAAGGGGUGGAAGCUUUUUAUUAAAAGGAAAAAGGAAAACAACGCAUUUAUAAAUGAUCCUGUAUUAGAAUAUAAUAAAACUCCAGUAUAGUCAGUUACUACCCGUGAUGUACAACAGAUAUCUUCUAUUUUAGUUGCUAAUAAAGGGCUACACAAACCAAAAUAGUCUGAUUUAAACUUAUUGCUUUGUGUUCUGUAUGUGGCUGCUUGUCAUUAACAUCCUUUAUCCUCAGUUCUUAUGCUUGAUAAUUCAGCCAUUCUGUAAAAUACUUUAAAAUGUAUUUUAUAUUUGACAUUUGUAAUGACUACUUCAUUUACAGAUUUUUUUAAUCUUAAACCUGCACUACGAGUUCAGCUGUGCAAAAUAAUUUUAAAAACCUUUUGUAUAUUCUCGCUCUUUUUGUUCUACAAUUAUCUAUAAAACAGUAUCCUUUAGUAUUUGAUACAAAUUUCUAUCAGAAAUAGACUUUUAAUGAUUUUUAUGCUCAGUUUGAUUAUUAAAGUGAAAUGGAUGCAGUAUUUGUAUUUGAAAUGACAUAAAAUUGAAAAGAAACAGUAGCUUGAAUGAUAGUUCUUAGAGUAUCUAUCCAGUAUUCAUAGGCCACAGAAGCCAUACAGUGCUAAGCUCAAGCAAUUAUUCCACAAAGAUUUAAUUGGGAGGGGAAGGUAAGGCUUCUCUUUAUUUUUAUUUUUUAUUCUUUAUUCUUUAUCAUUUGAUUGUGGGCAGAACUGUUUCAUGUUCUUUAAACAUCAUCACAUCUUAGGAGUUCUUGAACAUUGUUCCAGUCAAAAUAAUGGUGUAAUUAUUUGAGUUUUUAUCAUUCCUGAAGGCUUCCUUUUUGUUCUAAUAAGAAAUGCAAAGUAGGAUGGCAGUACCGGCUCAUUAUCUAAAUGGAGAUUUCGUUCCCUGAUAUUUCACUUGCUGCCAAGCAACCUCCUGGUCCAUUCAGCUUUUCUGCAUGGCAGAGGGGAAUUUCAGAAUUCAAUUUAGAUUAUCUUUGAAAGUUGUGGGAGUUGCUGCAUACAAAGUCUU
Phalacrocorax carbo (great cormorant) is the source of this 2695-nucleotide messenger RNA. Lineage: Eukaryota; Metazoa; Chordata; Aves; Suliformes; Phalacrocoracidae. The record is from RefSeq and is a predicted model, not a curated record.